AGUAAACAGAUUAGAAAGAAAUGAUUGAGAUUAUUAUUGUUAAAACAAAUAAUCUAGCUUAAAUUAUUACACAGUCCUUUACUAAUAAUUUAUUAACACAGCACCGCUAAAUUAUUCUACAUGCUUCGUGACACACAAUUUUGUUUGUUUACCACGAACUUCUUAUCAUUUGUUUGCGAGAUCAAUUCAAUUCUUCGUAAAUUUUUCACUGAACCUACCAAUAUUCGGUUCCGACACAUGACUCGGUUCACUAGUAUCGUUACCGACGAGGAAUGGUUCCACUGUACGAAUCUUAUUCACUAAUCCUGUAUACUUAUACAUAAAUAUGUUGGCCGUCUAUCGUAAUACCCGCAGUGAAAGUAAAAACUCGAUCGCGCGCUUAACGACGCGCGAGAGUUUAAAAAGUUACGGUGGUUCCUGUCGCGAAUAACAAUCAGUUAUUUGCGAAUCGAUACUUUAUGCGAAUCACGAAUUGUCUAUGGGCUAUGGGAGAGGAGGGCAUAAAAGCCAGACGCGGUCUAAAUGCAGCCAGUCGUCCAUUAUUUUCCAUUAGGUGCUUCCGCAACAAGCGCAAUUUUAACAAGUCAUGCAUGUUGAUAAAGUACUUUUAACAAUCAUCCUUUGUACGACAAACGUAUGGAGCAGCGAUCGAACGUUGACACGGAAUGCCAGGACAUUUGACUUGUCGUCGUUCACGUGGCCGCAAGCAUUGUUCAAACAUCAGCCCGAUGUUUCAAUCUUCCCAAGACUCUGGCCCAGUGGCUUGCAGCUUCGGGAAUGGACCAGGAACGGUAUCACGAGUCUAUUACGUUUCGUAAGUACCGAAAAUGAGCCGAUGCACAUCGAGUUCAGACCCGAGGAUGGACCACGCGCUGCGAAAGCAUAUCAACGGCGCUUUGGAUAUCGCGGAGAGUGGCUCAUUAAUCAAUUGGGGAACGGUCUUGGUCCUGAUAUUCAACUGAACCGGCAACCUGUACUCGACGUGUUCUUGAUGCCACCUCCAAUUCCCUUUAGUAAUAGUAAGAUGAUUCGCAACAGCGCGAGUGCACUCGAAUACAAUCGGUAGAAGUACAAACUA
Vollenhovia emeryi is the source of this 1078-nucleotide messenger RNA. RefSeq lists its product as uncharacterized. Bases 587 to 1066 code for a protein of 159 amino acids. NCBI's taxonomy places the organism in Eukaryota, Metazoa, Arthropoda, Insecta, Hymenoptera, Formicidae. The record is from RefSeq and is a predicted model, not a curated record. The transcript is spliced from 2 exons.